CAGCACCAAUUACGUGACUCUACCGGCAAAUCUAAUAAUCAUCAACGUCGCAACGGAACAGUGCCAAGGAUUGGCAAUGAGAAUGCGUUCGAUGACCCCAGCCCUGGUGCUAGUGCUAGCUGCCAGCAUGUUACACCUAACGAUAGCACAAGAAAUGCCGUACUACAUGCACCGCUGCGAACGAAAUAAUCCCGAAGUGAACGAGUGUCUACGAUAUGCUGCCAAUAAACUGACACGACAUUUGCGGGACGGUGGAAUUCCGGAGAUCGGAAUCGUUGACGUGGAACCGGUUGUCGUCGAUGAGAUCAGUAUUUCCCUGGGAAGCGGACCUGAUGGCUACAGGGCAUCUUUCAAGAACAUUGAAGCUUUUGGAGUUAGUAAUUUAACGUUCGUCAAUGUGCGCUCCGACAUCGACACGCUGCAGUUUCAGCUUACAAUCGAAAUUCCAAAGAUCAAAGCCCGGGCACAGUACAAAUCUUCCGGGGUUCUGUUGUUGCUGCAAGCCUCUGGUUCCGGAGAAUACUGGGGAGAAUACGAUGGCGUCAAGGCGAAAAUCUACAUGAAAUCCUCACCGUAUCAGGGUGACGACGGCCUAACCUACGUCACAGUGGAUCAAACCAAGAUGGACUUUAGUGUGAAGGACAUCAAAAUGGGUGUUGAGAACGUCUCCAACCAGAAUGCAAUCAUCCAUGCCGCAAUGAACCUGUUCAUCAACACAAACGCCCAGGAGCUGCUGAAGGAGAUGAAACCACAGCUGCGAUCAAAGCUUACUGAACAUUUGCACGAUUUCAUGCAACGGUUGUUCGAUAGAAUUCCACUCGAAUACUGGCUCGAGUGAAGGAAACCGAUUAUGCUUUUUCGAAAGUUCCAGCGACUGAAUCUCUUCUCAUGCACAAACAAAAAGAUAAAGAAAAGAAAUCGCACCCCUCCCCUUUCUUCCCUUCAUAUUGAUAGGUUUUAGUGAAGUCACAUUUCUGUUUAUUUAUCGUGAUCAAUUUGCAUUUAGUGUAUGUUGGAACGUGUUAUCUGCUAUGUCAGACAGGAUGGCAGUAUUUACAUUUGCUCUCGGAAGAUGUUCCCUGUUAUCUUACAAGU
Ochlerotatus camptorhynchus is the source of this 1095-nucleotide messenger RNA. It is a transcript of the gene Jhbp2, whose product is annotated as Juvenile hormone binding protein 2. The transcript has 5 exons. The record is from RefSeq and is a predicted model, not a curated record. Bases 77 to 838 code for a protein of 253 amino acids. Lineage: Eukaryota; Metazoa; Arthropoda; Insecta; Diptera; Culicidae.